GUAAAAUCAGAGAACAGAUGCACAACAAAAGCCUUCUACAAACAAGCCUCUUGUUGUCUAAAGCAGUGAAGACCUCAGGUUGCAGGCCAGUUAUUCACCACACAGGAAGUUAUUUCAGGUUACAGCAGUGGGCUGCUUAACUCUGACAGUCAGAGUCGAGGCAACCCAAAUAUUUGAGGAGGAAGAAGAAGUGCAGACGCUUUAUUCGUGUAACCAAAUACUAACUAAAGAAGCAGAAACUGCUGGACGCCCAUUGGUGCAGGUGUUCUUACUGUACACGUCUUUAGAAAAGCUGCAGAGAGAGGGAACAGCCAUGAGUCUGCUGUGAUAAUGGAUCGCAGCAGGGCAGACAGGAGCAGAACUCGAAGAUGUGGUAACUACAACAACGUAGUGGAGCCCGAGUACGACGUGGUGGACGACCAAGAGGAAGUGCACAAUGUGCGCAUAUUUCCUGCCAGGCCCAUAAAUGAUGAGAGAGAGUACGCAGACAGGGAUCUUCCAAGGUCAUCAUCUGCACAGAGCCUUUCAUCACCCUCCACUGUUAAUUCCGAGAUCCUACCUAGACGUCCACCCAGAGAAACCCCACAUACCUCAGGACCUGCUGUCAAUAGAGACCUGAAGCCAGGCAGACGAAAGACCAGAUUCGAUAAGAAGUUGCCACCUGUGCUGCCAGACCAGCACUCACACAGGUGCCCUCCAUCACCUCCAUCCUUUACCCUGGAGCUGAUCAAUCACUGGUCUGGACUGGCUCUGAAUAAACCCUGCAGGAGAGAUAGACAGCAGUGGACAACUAAACAGGCAGAAUUCAGGUCACAUGCCAAAGGUCCACAAAGUCCCGAAAGUGUUUCAUCCCCCCACACCAAUCAAAGACAUUCUUGGGAUUUGGAGAGUCUUAACAUAGAAAGAAGAUCGCAACAAAGUCUCGAAAGGGUGCCAUCCAAACGCCAUCACCAUGAGUGGCCUCAAACUAAAGAAGACUUCGACCAGCACGACUUUGUUCCAAUGGAAAAGCCUCAACAGACCUACUGUGAAGAAGACUGGUAUGUUGGGGCUUGUAAUCGAGCAGAUGCUGAGCAUGCCUUACACCUGGUGAACAAGGAUGGGGCAUUUUUGGUGCGUGACUGCUCUAUCAACACCAACAGUGAACCCUUGGUACUGGUCGUGUAUCACGACAAGAAGGUUUAUAAUGUAAAAAUUCGGUUCAUCGAGAGCAACGACAAGUACGCACUGGGAACAGGACAACGUUCAAAUGAUAUGUUUGACUCUGUGGCAGACAUCAUCAAGUUCCACUCCAUUUUUCCAAUAAUACUCGUCAGUGGAAGAAAUAUGCCUGGAAACAAAUACCCAGACAACUGUGUGCUGACAUAUCCAGUAACGAAAAGGGAUGUUGACCAGCUGCUACAAUAACAAAUUGCUUGUGCACCUUUCCAUGCCUUUUCAGAGAUAAUCUGUUGAAGCCCACACAAUUCCUCACAUCCUGUUGUGUAGCUAUGUAAACCAAAACAUCUACUAAAGGUGUAUCAUCAUUUUUGAGCAAGCUGGGAGUAAAAAAAAACAAAACUUUGCUAAUAACUGUGUGGUCAAGAGUGAUUUUGAUUUUUAGCUAACAAUUAUUCUGACAAUAUUAUCAACUGUCAGCAGCUAUACUACUUUCAACUGUUUAGGCUAAAAAAUGUCAAAAAAAAAAUACUGAAAACGUCCAUCAUUAUUUCCUUGAGUCCAAGCUGAUGUCUUAUACUGCAUUUUUUUUUUGUACUAUUGACCCAAAACACAAAGACAAUCCCUGUACAAUGAUACAAAAAAGGAAAACUCCUAUGAGAAUGGAAACAGAGAAAAAUUGUCAUUUUGCUUGAUGAAUAAAUCAAAUCCAAAUACGUAUCUCAUAAUAAAUAAACUACAGAUUCAUUACAUCAACAUGUGGCAAUUGACAAGUUAUUUCAGUGCUAAAAUGACUCAGCUGAGACACUGCAUGGAAAAACGUGAGGAUUCAUUCAUUUUAAUUUUUGACUAUUUUUUUAAUGUGUAGAUCUUUCAAGGCUGUUUUCUCAAAAUGAGUUAUCGCACUCUGCACCAGAAAUCUUCACAUCAGUAGCACUUACAUACACAAAACCUUCUAGUUUUAUUCCUGUCUAUAUUCUGAAGUUUUUUUUUACAGAGGGCUUUGUUCAUAGAUCAUUCAUAGUCUGAAUUUAAGAACAUUAAAUUCCUUAAAAUGUG
Amphiprion ocellaris (clown anemonefish) is the source of this 2217-nucleotide messenger RNA. RefSeq names its product cytokine-dependent hematopoietic cell linker. Gene Ontology annotation, biological process: cell surface receptor protein tyrosine kinase signaling pathway; intracellular signal transduction. The record is from RefSeq and is a predicted model, not a curated record. The coding region runs from base 331 to 1407 and encodes 358 amino acids. Lineage: Eukaryota; Metazoa; Chordata; Actinopteri; Pomacentridae. The transcript has 17 exons.